This is a messenger RNA of Camelus dromedarius (Arabian camel), 3837 nucleotides long. It is a transcript of the gene UBE2R2, whose product is annotated as ubiquitin conjugating enzyme E2 R2. Lineage: Eukaryota; Metazoa; Chordata; Mammalia; Artiodactyla; Camelidae. Gene Ontology annotation, biological process: ubiquitin-dependent protein catabolic process; protein polyubiquitination. The transcript has 5 exons. The record is from RefSeq and is a predicted model, not a curated record. Gene Ontology annotation, molecular function: ubiquitin conjugating enzyme activity. The coding region runs from base 1 to 717 and encodes 238 amino acids.
AUGGCCCAGCAGCAGAUGACCAGUUCGCAGAAGGCCCUGAUGCUCGAGCUGAAAUCCCUGCAGGAGGAACCGGUGGAGGGCUUCCGGAUCACCCUGGUGGAUGAGUCCGACCUCUACAACUGGGAGGUUGCCAUCUUCGGACCCCCUAACACCCUCUACGAAGGCGGCUACUUCAAGGCGCAUAUUAAAUUUCCUAUUGACUACCCAUAUUCACCACCUACCUUCAGAUUCUUGACCAAAAUGUGGCAUCCCAACAUUUAUGAGAAUGGAGAUGUAUGCAUAUCAAUUCUUCAUCCGCCUGUAGAUGACCCACAGAGUGGAGAAUUACCCUCUGAAAGGUGGAAUCCUACUCAAAAUGUCAGGACUAUCCUGUUAAGUGUAAUCUCAUUGCUUAAUGAGCCCAACACCUUCUCCCCAGCCAAUGUGGAUGCUUCGGUUAUGUUCAGGAAAUGGAGGGACAGUAAAGGAAAAGACAAAGAAUAUGCUGAAAUCAUUAGGAAACAGGUUUCAGCCACUAAAGCCGAAGCAGAAAAGGACGGAGUGAAGGUCCCCACGACCCUGGCAGAAUACUGCAUCAAAACUAAAGUGCCUUCCAAUGACAACAGCUCAGAUUUGCUUUAUGACGACUUGUACGACGACGACAUUGAUGAUGAAGAUGAGGAGGAGGAAGAUGCCGACUGUUACGAUGAUGAUGAUUCUGGGAAUGAGGAGUCGUGACGUGCUCCUUCAGUGCCCCUGCACUGCCCUGCCGUCUCAGGCCAAAGGGAGGGGAGCAAGUGGGGACCUAGCAGUGGCCCCUCAGCAAAAACCUAUCACGGGGGUGGGGAAAACAAACACGGCUCCUGCUGACUCCCCUUAUGGAUCUCAGUUUGCUCCUUUUUGUGGACCUCUUAACGGAGAGAACGUAAUCCUCCACAGAAUGUCUGAAUUCUUGCAUUCUUUGCCCUUCCAUCACUGUAUUGAUUUUUUCUUUCUUUCUUUCUUUAAACCUAAAUUCUCACCUCACUCCGUCUCUACAAAGUGUUCACAGUGAAACACAUUUGGUCUGUUUUUAGAUUCUUGAAGAAUUAGUCUUUCAUCAAGACGUUUAAUGUGUUUAAAGCUGGGAACCCAUUGGGAGUUCACAAGUGCUGCAUAUGCUGGGUAGCAAAAGAAAAGAAAAAGCCUAAAACCCCCACAAAACAAAAACUUUUUUAAAAAAAAGCAAAUUUGCCAAGGUUUAGCUGCUCAUUUACAUUAGUGUGUGUGCAUUUGUUCGGCACCAUGGUGGUGAGUUUUGUUUCUUUCUCUUCUUAAGGCUGGGGUACAGCGGGCAUCAGGGACUUUGCUAAGGGUAAGCCUGAUGAAGUGAAGGGCACAGGGCCCCCUUCAGCCUCCAGAAAAUCAUCCUAACAAGGAGGGAGGCCUCAGCUACUCUGAGAAGUCAGAUUUUGUUUUUUGAAAUCGAUUGGGAUCUAAAGCCUGAAAUAAAUAUUCAUACUUUACAUAGAACUGAGCACUUGAUUGCUAUUUAUUUUGAAAGCAGAGUUGUUUUUUUUUCCCCCAGGGAGUGGGGAGAGUGGGGAUUAGUGUGUGUGUAUGUGUGCGUGUGUGUGGAGUCUUAGUGAUGGGAACAGAGAGUUAAAAAUCACUAUGCCAAUUUUGGUUGAUGCUGCUGGGGGAAAAAGUCAAAACUACUGGUGACCACUGUUCGUAGAGAAAACAUCUGUUAUAUAUUUAACAUGGCCUUUCCCUGAGAGAUACACUCUUACUGCGGAUUUUUUUUUAAGUAGCCAGUUUUAAUUACUCAGUAUUAAUACUAGGUGCAUGUGUUAAGAUUUUGGUUUUCAUUGAGCUGCUUAUACUGAUAGUGGUAACUGUGGAUACGUGAGACAUGAGUGACCGGUUCCCGCUUUCCUCGUUGGAUGUGACCUGGACUUUUCUCUCCUUUCAAUGUAUUUGGGCUGUGGAUUGCCAGCAGAAGUUGUGCAUGGAGCUUUCCCUGAGCUUCUUCUGAUUCUUCUGGCAGAGCCGAGGGAGUUGGCUGCAGACAGUGUCUUGGUGACACUAGAUCUUCCUGCUCUGCAGUUGCUGCAGCCUUGAUUUCCCCGUCUCGAUCAUGUGUUACUUCAAUCAAUACCAAAUUCCAUCAAGCUUCACCAACCAGGGACUUCAGAACUUGGCGGUGAUUUUUGUUUCUUACGGGAGUGGGCCAGUUCCUAGGAGGGCAGUUUUCUUUCAGUGGGGAAUAUUUUGGAGGGAAAAUACAGCAAAGACUGGCUAUAAUCCUGUCAGAUCCCUGCACACUAGUGUCAACUCCUUUUCUUCAGAUCGUGUAGCUCAGAAUGGAAGGGUUGAUGAGGGGUAGGUGGGUCCUAGGACAGAGUAGGUGAUGCUUGCUUGCAUCCUUAGUUCCUCCUUCCUUUCUGAUCUCAGGGUUUUCAUUCAAACUCUCCAAACAUUUGCUAAUCCCCAGCAGCCAUCUCUGGACUAGUCUGGUCUAGUACUAAGUGGGAAUGUUCAACAUGCCAAGGUUCAUACAGGACACCAUUGAGCCUGGUCCCAGAACCUGUCCAAACUCCAUGGGUUACUUGCACCCCUGAAUCAGGUGACUGAAGUCAUAACUCAGAGAAAAGAGCAGCUGACAAACAGUGAGUACAAACUCUUGUAGAAGGAUGUUGGAACUAGGUUUUUAUGCCCCACACUUCCUAAGUGACACGUCAAAUAACUUACAAAUCUUCUGGAGCCCAGAGUCUCUCAUAAUACUCUGAUUACCCCCACACACACCACUCCCAUAGUCCUGUUUACAGCCAGUAGCUUGGUCUCACUCUCUUGGACCCCUUUUAAAACUAAGCCUUUUUCCUUACUGCUAAAGCAUUUGUUUUCCAGGGCAGGCCAGACACCUUGGCAUCGUGGGAGGUGCUUUGCUGCUCAGCCCUGUCGCUAGGCCCUGUUGGCCUCUGUUACACGUUGACUCAGGGAGCCAGAGAGCCAGGUAGAGUUCGUACCUCUCAGCCCUUCGGGGUGUUACUGUUGAGGGCUGGGUUUGCCUCUGAUAAGAGUACAAUCAGUUCCAGAAAGACUGGGGUGUGUUGACUUGCUUAGCAGGUAGACAUUCUGAUAGCUCAGACUUGUAAAACCCAGAUGCUGGUUCCAGAGCUCUGUCCUGAGAACACAUCCUAUGGCAAAAGAAAACUGGAGCAUGUAACCUUUUUCUUUUGGAAGCGGAGCUCUCAGGCUCAGGCCCCAACCUCGUGAGUACAGUUGUGCUGAUUACUUGGUGUAACAUGAACUCAGACACCUGCAUUUUUAGGUUCCUUUUGAUUCUAGUGGAGGUCUCUGGGUGCUCUCCAGGUCUGUGUAUUUUGAGGCUGGGUGGAAAAAGUAUAAUAUGAUUCAGAUUCAGUUGUUGCUUCUGUCUUCCCCACUUUUAUUUCAUAUCAUUCCGGAGUUCCUUUCUAUUAGCCAAACUUUUUGUAGUCUUCUCUGCUUGUCCCUGGUGGUAAUUUGCUUAUUUGCUGUUUCCUUGUUUGGGACAAACAUAGUAAGAGAUUGAAGGGGAAAAUGUGUAGUUCUCCACUGAAAAUUAACUCUCCACCCCUCCCAUACUGAUUUUAAAAAAAGGUUUACAUUUACAAAGAUUCAGAUGCAAUUUUCAACUAUUCUGAAACCAGCAGGACCCACCUGACUUUAAUAGUUUUCUUAGAUGAAAUUGUAGGUGUUUUUCUUCAGUUUAACUUAUGAGAAAAGAUUAUCUGAUGCGUUUUGUGUUUGACUUCCCCUUUAGUGGUUUAUUUUGUCUUUUUCUGCCCAUCUGUCUACUAAUAAAAUGUGAAAUAAAACAUACCUGUACUGCUA